Messenger RNA from Theobroma cacao (cacao), 4808 nucleotides. RefSeq names its product F-box protein CPR1-like. The record is from RefSeq and is a predicted model, not a curated record. Gene Ontology annotation, molecular function: protein binding. Lineage: Eukaryota; Viridiplantae; Streptophyta; Magnoliopsida; Malvales; Malvaceae.
UUCCUUUAACAUGUUUGUUUAUUGAAUUUUUCUUCAUGAAUGUUCAUAAACUUGAAAGGGUAUUGUUUGAAUAAUUGUUAGAACAAAACCACAAAGUUUCCUUAUAUGUUUGUAUUUGUUGGAAACAGACAAAAAUAAACUGUUAUGGGAAAGAAGGACUCUGGUAUAUGCUAAAAAAUUUUUGCUGUCAUCUUAAUUUGGAAGAAAGGGUCGUUUUUGAAAAUUUGAGAUGCUGCCAAGGGUGUUUUGGUGAAUUUCUAUUAUUGAUUGCAGUUUGGUAAAUAGAGCUGUAUUUGGACAGUAGUAGGAUAUAUGUAUACAUAUAUAUAUAUGUAUAUAUAUUUCUAAUUCUUUGUUGUAAAGUACCAAGGAAAAUAUGCUGAUGUUAUAGUGGCACGUGUCAUCAUGUGGAGACUUAUGGAGCAAUAACAAUGGGACAAAAGAUAUCCAAACAAUUUAGUGGCAGAGGGAGACUAGUUCAGGUGGCUUGGUUUUAUUGGUGCUUUUUGUUAGGCUUGUUUGCUUUGGGCCUUGCUGUAUUGAUGAUACGAUCAAAAUUUUGUUUUCUUUCAUUAAGUUCAAUUCUUGGAGUCUUAGCUUUACUAAGGAAUUGAGAAAUUAAGCAUAUGCAAAAUUAGGAUUUCUAGUUUUUAAGGUUUGCUUUUAAAUUUUGUUAAUUGGUUAAUUUGUGGUGGGUAGCAGUAGACCAUAGGCGAGAGGGUGAGGUGAAUAUCUGUAUUUGGAGGCUUAACUCAAAUUUUUAUGGAGACAAUUUGGAUCAGAAUUGGACAUAUUGAUGUAGAGGAAAGAUAGAACGAUGAACCUUGGCCAAAAAAGCAAACAAAAAAAAAAAAAGAUAGGAUGAUGAAUGAGGGUUGGAUAUCAUAUAUGAUUCUGAAUUUGAGGCAUUUGAAGGCAGGGGCCAUAAAUCUUUCAAAAACGUUAUUUUACAUUGCUUAACUUUUUCAUUAUCCUACACUAUUUUACAAACAUAUGUAUAAUUUUGCUUUAGUUACUCAACCAUGCAUGCUAUAUCACUUAGUAUUUUCGAAGGGCCUUUUGUUGAAAAUUCACAUAUUACGACUGUACUUCAUGUAUGGGAGGGUUAGUAUAUUGAUGCAAAUGGAACUUAUAUGAUAGUUGUCAUCGAGUCAAGUGCACGAUAAACCACUUAAAUACAUUCAUCUUCAUAUCUAUAAAUGUUUUAUAAUAGAGCUUUUUUGAAGUUGUAAUUUGAUGAGAUCCUAGUUUUCUUGAAUCGGUUACUUAUAGUCACACUUUUCAGAACCCAAAUUUGUUAACAGAAUUGUGAAGCACAGCACCACCCUACCUUUAGAAACAACAGAGUCAACAUGUUUUAACCAUUUCCAGCAGACAAAGCUUUGAGUGAAGCAUGAGUGUGGCUGAUUAUGCCUAUUGACAAAACCAGCCCCAAGAGACAAGAAGGCUAGAAAAAUGUCUAACAAAGCAAUCACAGCCUACAAAGAAAUCUGAAUAAAAAACCAUAAAAAGAAAGCAGGGAACCCUUGUGCUUAAAAGGUCCUGGCUACCCAUUCUAGUUAUCUAUUACUCUUAUGGCUGCAUGAAUUUGAUUUUCCCAAAUCAUUAUUAGCAAGAAAGAUGAGGAAGGUCAUUUGAACACUUUUAGCAUGCAUUUUCCAACAAGAGUGACAGAAUACUUUUGGAUAUGUAAUUAACAAAAUGAGAAGACUAAAGGUUUAUGGAGUUAUUGAAUUCCUUUGAUAUUUUGGAAAAAUGAUGAGAUUCUCGGGGAAGGCAAUGGUGGAGGUGUUGUGUCCAACAGUUUUGGCAAACAAAAAUUAACAAUCUUCCAAUUCAUGGGUUCAGAAUAUUGUUCACAGUUUUUGUUUAUAUGGAUAGCCUUGUUUCAGUCAGAGGAGGGAAUCAAAUGCUUGAUGGAGUACAGGUAAAUAUGUUUAAGAGCCUCUGGUUUUUCUAUUAUUUAGCUUGGUAGUGUGUUCAACAGAUUUGGGAUUGAAAUCAAUUUCAUUGCUUAGUUGAAGGGACUGAAUAGAACCUAUCGCUUUGCAUAUUCUUAACUGUCUAUGAAGUGGAGUAUUAAACAAAGAUAAGUAUAGUUUUCAGCGACCAUUAUCGUAUUGCCCUUUUAGAUCAGAUGUUUUACUCUAAAUCUUAUUGAGUUCUUUUUGUCAUUGAAAAAUAUAUUUACUUCUAUCUGGGACCAGUCGGGAAAAUAUAGGAGGAAAUGACCUUCCAACUUUGGUGGAAAGAGUAUCACACUGUUUGCGGUAGGGAAAGCUUGCUGAUGCUCUUUCCUUUACAUAUAUCAGUACUUCAAAAUGUUUAUUCAAUACAUAGCAGGACUUAAAAUUUUUAGUCAUGACCUUUUUUCUCAAUUCGCGAUUUUUAUUGAAACUAGAUAUUUUCACUCUUAUGACCAGAUUUUUGAGGCACCAUGUCAUCGAGCUUUCAAUUUUGUGAAGAAAAAAAAAAAGUAUCGGGUUUAUUUAUUUUCAGAUCACCUAUAUAAGAACCUCAUUCCUGAGUAUCUAUGUUAAAAAGCUCUAGGAAUCACCCAAAUUUUGUGCACACUUUUCUCAGGAGUAUAAUUUUUGAAGCAAUGUAAAUAUGUGACAUACCUCUUGAAACAUUUGUGACGUGUUUUUUUCAAUAAUAAUGGCCACAUUUUGCUAGAACUGUGUGUUGAACUCUAAGAGAUAAAGAGGAAAAUCAUAAGCAGUGACAAUAACAUUUCAAUCAUAAGAUGGCGGAAGAGCAAAAAGAUUUUCUUUCAUAGGCAUUGCCAAGGAAAAGCAAAUGUUUCUCUGUCCUGACAAGUGCCCUUCUCUUAGAUUGAUAGACAGAAAAUGUACUCAAAAGCACUUCUCUCUGUUACUGUGUUUAUUUUCUUUACAGAAAUAUGCAUUAAACUCCUGAACCAACUGUAUCAAUAGCAAAAGUCAAGCAUCUGAAUUAUUUUAAAUGCUCAUUAAAAUUCUUUUGAAAGAAAGAAAAGAAUAUGAUGACACAAGAUUUCCCCAGGAAUCUGUGCUUAAAGUAUAUGCCCCAACUUUUAGAGAAGGCAGUAAGAAACAAAACUCACCCACCAAGUUUGGAAUACUAAUGAAUUCGUAAUCAUCAAGUUUUGAGAUAGUGAAACAGCACCAUGCCAGUCCCAGUUUCCACAUUGGGAUUGCAUGAUUUGGGAGUGUAAGAUUCAAGGACUUUUAAUUCUAUGAUUGCAGGGCUAAGGAAAGAAAAACAAUUCUAACACGAUUAUCAGUUUCAAAAACUGAUGCUAAAUUGAUGGUAAUAACUGAAAGGAAAAGAAAGCAGGUAUAAUAUUUGGGUUUUGGCUUCUCUAGUUAUUGACUAUAGGGAAGGAGAAAAGCAAAAAGAACCUAGAAUGGAGGGCUUUGGUGAUCUGCCAAGAGACUUGUUCCUUGAAAUCCUCUUACGGUUGCCAGUGGAAUCUUUGAUGCGAUGCAAGUGCGUUUGCAAAUGUUGGUACACUCUCAUUCGCAAUGCUAAAUUCAUUGAAUUGCACCUUAAGUACAACUGCAACAACAAUGUAUGUGUCCUUCUCAAGCGCUGCCUUCUGACAUGCUUAGGGAAGAAAGAAAAUAUGUUGUCUUUGGUCUGCAGCAACGGUUUUUCUUUUGUAAAUUUAGAUGUUGACUUGUCUUUGUAUAAGAAGGAGCCAUGUUUGCAACUUUUAGGUCAUUGUGAUGGCGUUAUCUGUCUAUCAAAUUACAGGGAUGAUAUAGUUCUAUGUAACCCUGCAACUAGGGAGUCCAUGGUCCUCCCCCAGUCUUGUCUCCCUUGUUCUCCAUCAAUACCAAAUUUGAUCCCGCAAACCAGUGCCUUGGGAUUUGGUUAUGAUGCAAAAAGUCACCACUGCAAAGUUGUUAGGAUAGUUUCAUAUUGGGAGGAGAUAAAUGAGAAUGGUUUACCCCACCUUUCCAGGGUUGAAGUCUACUCUUUGGGAACUGGUUCUUGGAAAGAAAUCAAUGUUAAGGUCCCUGCCCAUGUCUGGUAUUCUCCAUGUUUCGAAACAUACUUUAAUGGAUCCUUUCACUGGCAUGCUAUGGAUGAUAACAGAAAUGAAGUCAUCCUUUCAUUCCACAUGGGAAAUGAGGAGUUCCAAGUAAUACCAAUGCCAAGUUUUCUCUCCAUGUAUGAUUAUUCGAUGUGUAGGAGUCUUUUGAUUUGGAAUGGGUGCAUUUCUCUAAUAAUCUAUCCAGGGAGGGGGAUUGAAAAAUCAUUUGAGAUAUGUGUGAUGAAGGAAUAUGGAGUGAGGAAAUCUUGGACAAAAGUAUUGACAAUCGGACCUCUUAAAAGAGUGGAAAAGCCUUUGGUUUUUUGGAAAAAUGAUGAGAUUCUAAUGGAAGGCACUAACGGACAGGUGGUGUCUUACAACCUUAGGACCCAAGAAGUUAAGGAUCUUCCAAUUUAUGGGGUUCCAAAGUCAUUUGCUACUCUUGUUUACGUGAAUAGCCUUGUUUCAGUCAAAGGAGGCUAUCAAAUGCUCGCUGAAGGAGAUAAUACAGAUUUUGGUUGGUGAAGGCUUUUCCACCCUGGAUAACCUUCCGAAAUGCUUCCUUCAGUAUGAAGCAAAGGUUGAGAGCCCUGUACCAUCAUGAGUGAGACAUACGGGGAGGAUGGAAAGUCAAUGUUGCCAGGUUCAAUAAAUAAGAAAGGAAAAAUGAACAGAGAAAUAAUCUUCAGUGUACAGAUGAUAUCAUAAAUGUACAGAAAAAUUACCAUCCUAAAUUUGGGUUUAUCAGAAUCUUUGUGCUAUAAAUAAAGAUUUUUAAGAUCAAUAA